Chironomus riparius is the source of this 717-nucleotide messenger RNA. The record is from the annotation of a GenBank genome assembly. Lineage: Eukaryota; Metazoa; Arthropoda; Insecta; Diptera; Chironomidae.
AUGGAAUGCGAAUCAAAAAAAGUUGAGCAUGAUAUAAGGGUUAUCAAAGAUUUAGAGCUGAAUAAUAAUGAGAAAAACAUUUCGAAUUUUAUACCCACAACAAGUUCUAUCAACAUAACAGAUUUGAAAAAAUUGGAUGAGAAGCUUAAUCCAUUAAAAUCCCGAGAGAAGCGACAAUUGCGAAAUUUGAAUGGUCACGGAAUGAUGGAUGAGAUGCCAAUGAAUGACAGAUUACAAUACGACGAGAUGUCCAUGGAUGAGGCAAAUACUGAAGUCCAAUCAACAAUGCAGAGCAUCAACAUACCGAAUACAAAAGGAAAUCCUUCUUUUUCCAUUCAUGCAAACACGGUCUAUAUUUUAUAUCCAUCUGUACUGCAAGAUCCAAAUAUUUUCGGUCGAUUAUCGAUUCCUCAAAAUGUUAAUCUAGAUCGACAGAAGGAAAAUUUAUUGAAUCAGCCAGAUCAACCUCCUCCAAUGUCAUCAAGAAGAUAUAAUUUCCAAGGAAACUCUAAUAAUCUUGAAAGCUUUAGAAAACGACGAAACGUUCCAAUCAUACCUUUACAAAGGCAAGGAUAUGAGAAAUCAAAUGAUGAAAUGAUGACAAAUCCACAAAGAAAAGAUCAGCAAGGAAAAGGAAAAGUUGAAAGUAAUUUAACGGGAACAAUUGUUGUACUGAAUCAAGACGUUAUAGAACAAAAUACAAAGCCAUCGUAUUGA